AUGGACCUCGACUCGCUCCCGCCGAUAACGGCCAUCUGGGGCGGAUUGGCGGUCGGAGCGGCGCUGCUCGAGUACACGUACACCAUUACGUCGUUCCAGCUCUUCUACACGCCCUCGCUCGUCUUCCACAAGCUCGAGGUGUGGCGGCUUCUGACGACGUUUGUCUACUUUGGCAACUUCUCCAUCGACUUCCUCUUCCACCUCUUCUUCUUUAUGCGCUACUCGCGCAUGCUCGAGGAGGACGCGGCGGGUACGCGCUCGAGGGGCGGGAGAGCGACGUAUGUCUACAUGCUCCUCGUGUGCGCCACCCUCCUCGUCCUGCUCAGCCCCAUCGUCGGUCUCCCCUUUCUCGGAAGCCCGCUCGCCUUCGUCCUCGUCUACGUGUGGAGUAGAAGGAACCGCCACGUCCGUCUCGGCCUCUUUGGCAUACUCGUCAUCACCGCUCCCUACCUACCCUGGAGCCUCGCUGCGUUUGGCUGGUUGAUCAACGGCGAUAUCAAAGCCGUCAUCGGUGACCUCGUCGGUAUAGCCGUCGGCCACUUUUACUACUUCUUCGUCGACGUCUGGCCGAGGGAGUACAAGUCGGGCGGACGAAACCACCUUAGGACCCCAGAGAUCCUGGUACGGCUCAUCGACGGAGACAGGUAG
Pseudozyma flocculosa PF-1 is the source of this 648-nucleotide messenger RNA. RefSeq lists its product as uncharacterized. NCBI's taxonomy places the organism in Eukaryota, Fungi, Basidiomycota, Ustilaginomycetes, Ustilaginales, Ustilaginaceae. Gene Ontology annotation, molecular function: ubiquitin-specific protease binding; misfolded protein binding. The coding region runs from base 1 to 648 and encodes 215 amino acids. The record is from RefSeq and is a predicted model, not a curated record. Gene Ontology annotation, cellular component: Hrd1p ubiquitin ligase ERAD-L complex; endoplasmic reticulum membrane. Gene Ontology annotation, biological process: endoplasmic reticulum unfolded protein response. The transcript is spliced from 3 exons.